GAUAUGGCUGCCUUAAUUUUCCUGGUGAUUUGCAUUGUGCAAACCUUUGCAGAGAGACGGGUUUUACUGAAUGAUCCAGACUUACUCCAGUCUCAGAUUCAUGCACUAGAGAGGAAAGUGGAGGAUGUUGUAGCUAAAUACACAGACCUGUCGGCCAAAUACAACACAUUACUGACCAAAACAAGCGCUGGUGGAAUAUUUGUACGAUGGGGAAGAAAGGAUUGUCCCGGAAACAAUACAGAACUGAUUUAUUCGGGAUUUACUGGAGGUUCUUGGUGGGACCACACCGGAGCCGCCGCUGAAUUCGUUUGUCUACCACGAGACCCAGACCUCACCACAAAGUUUUCGUCAAGCGUUGCAUUCAUGUAUGGAUCAGAGUACGACUCAAGUGCUGAUUUUGGCCAUGACACAGGCAAUGACCUCCCCUGUAGUGUCUGUCGUAGCACGGUAGAGUCCAGCGUUCUGAUGAUUCCUGGUAAAUCCUCUUGUUAUGAUGCCUGGAGCAUGCAGUAUCAUGGGGACCUCAUGGCCGGAGAUUACGUACAUAAGGCAGCGUCCCAGUAUAUUUGCUUAGAUAAUCACCCAGAAAAGCUAGUUGCAGGACAAGAUGACCACGAUGGAAAACUUUUCUACCCAGUUAAAGCAGUAUGUGGGUCAUUAGCCUGUCCACCAUACCACAAUGGCAGAUACUUAACUUGUGUUGUUUGUACCAAAUAA
Messenger RNA from Magallana angulata, 717 nucleotides. RefSeq lists its product as uncharacterized. The record is from RefSeq and is a predicted model, not a curated record. The coding region runs from base 4 to 717 and encodes 237 amino acids. Lineage: Eukaryota; Metazoa; Mollusca; Bivalvia; Ostreida; Ostreidae. The transcript has 3 exons.